This is a messenger RNA of Trichosurus vulpecula (common brushtail), 495 nucleotides long. RefSeq names its product galectin-1-like. The record is from RefSeq and is a predicted model, not a curated record. Bases 1 to 495 code for a protein of 164 amino acids. Gene Ontology annotation, molecular function: carbohydrate binding; laminin binding. Lineage: Eukaryota; Metazoa; Chordata; Mammalia; Diprotodontia; Phalangeridae. The transcript has 5 exons.
AUGGCGAAAGUGAGUGUGCCAGGGGCUCCUUGUCCAGCCCUUGUAAAGGCUGGCCCUUCCACGCCCUCUCCCUUGCAAAUUGUCUUUGACCAGCUGCCAAUGUUUGUCAAUUCCUUGAACCUGGAACCCAAAUCGUUCAUAAGAAUAGCGGGUGAUAUAUUACCUAAUGCCAGGAGAUUUACAAUAGACAUGGGCAUGGGUGGUCCUAACCUUGCACUGCACUUCAACCCACGCUUCAACUACCAUGGUAGUCACAAUGUCAUAGUCUGCAACAGCUUGCAUGAUGGCUAUUAUGGGACGGAAAUAAGGCAGAGACACUUCCCGUUUUCGAAGGGGACCAAGGUGGAGGUAUGCAUAACAUUUGAUGGGCCUUUCUUUCUUCUGAGGCUGCCGGACGGCUAUGAGUUCACUUUUCCGAAUCGCACUGAGGCAACGGUUAUUAACUACGUGGGAGUCCGUGGCGACAUUGUAGUUAGAACACUAGCCUUCGAAUGA